AUGGUUCAGACCCGCUCCGUCGCGGCGAGAGGCGGCAGCCAGGAUGAAGCCGAGGUCCUGGAUCCCAGCACAAAGUUCCUGUACAGCCCGCACACCCUGACCGUGCUCCUAGCCGCCAUUGUUGGCCUGAUCGCAUGGGCCAGGCCCUUCAAUCCCCCUGACACCCCGUCUGACCCGGCCACCGCUGCUUCGCUGGACUACCAGCAUGCCAAGAAUGGGAUCUGGGCUGUGGUGUACGCCUUUCUGAUCAUUUCUACGGUCCAAGGCCCCGACACCAAGAUGAUCCGCCCCCACCCUGCCUUCUGGCGCUUUGUAUUUGGGCUCGUGACGUGCUACACCCUCUUCAUGGUGUACCUGCUCUUCCAGUCUGCUGAUGGGGCCAGGCAAACCCUCAAGCACCUCUACCCCGAGCUGGGGGUAGAGCUCGAUGAGAGACACUAUGGCACCGACUGCGCCCUCUAUAAACCAGGCCAGGGCAUUAACUGGGAGGUCAUUAACGACACCGUGUUUGAUGAGUUUGUCGUGGCCCACAUCCUUGGAUGGUGGGGCAAGACCCUCAUGCUCCGUGACCGCACGAUGCUCUGGAUCAUCAGCAUUGGGUUUGAGUUGAUGGAGGUCACCUUCCAGCACUGGCUCCCAAACUUCAACGAGUGCUGGUGGGACAGCUGGAUUCUGGACGUAGCCAUCUGCAACAACCUCGGCAUUGCUCUGGGCAUGUGGUCCAUCAGCUACUUUGACAGCAAGGAGUAUGACUGGAGGGGGAUGAGCCAGCAGCCUUCCCUCCUGGCCAAGGCCCGCCGAUCCCUGCUCCAGUUCACGCCCAAGUCCUUUUCAAACCUGAAGUGGCAGGCGUUUGCCAGCCCCAAGCGCUGCCUCCAGUGCCUCUUCCCCAUUGCCGUCUUCCUGCUCUUUGAGGUCAACCACUUCUUCCUCAAGUUUGUGCUGUGGGUCCCCCCCUCCAACCCCCUUAACCCCAUCCGCCUGUUCCUGCUCCUGGGUGUGGGACUCCCUGGCAUGCGGGAGUGUUAUGAGUACAUCGAGGCGUCUGGCUCUCCCCAGGGAGCCGACAUGCUGAAGCUGGGAGCCUUUGCGUGGCUGGGUCUCGCCCUGGCCCUGGUGGAAACCCUGGUCUCCAUCAAGUUUGGCAAGGGCAUGUUCCCGGCACCCUGGCCCACGCACAUCCUGAUCGGGUGGGGCCUGGCGGCCGCCUGCGGCCUCACCCUGUUCACGGUGUGGUCGCUGCGGUACUACUCGAGGCAGCACGCAGGCACAAAGGCCAAGGCGGCCUGA
Molecule: messenger RNA, 1290 nt
Organism: Auxenochlorella protothecoides
Lineage: Eukaryota; Viridiplantae; Chlorophyta; Trebouxiophyceae; Chlorellales; Chlorellaceae
Product: Phosphatidylserine synthase 2
Exons: 10
Coding region: 1-1290 (429 amino acids)
Biological process (GO): phosphatidylserine biosynthetic process
Molecular function (GO): L-serine-phosphatidylethanolamine phosphatidyltransferase activity
Source: RefSeq, a predicted model, not a curated record